AUGGCAUUUGUAGAAGAUAUCGCUCCCAUAGCCUCAGCUGCCUGUCUCAUGCGCGAGUUCAACGCUAAGAAUCUAAUGGGCUUUUCAAAACUGACUCAAGCGUCGAAAAGGGCAGAUGUUUGCUUCAUCUGUCCCCCACACUAUGUAAAGUCUCAAUCCAUCAAGUGCCCCAACAACGGAGCUCGCGCCUUCGGCAGUAUUCACCCAGCCACCUACAAUCACGACCCAGCUGCAGCGCUCGUUCGGCCUGCGCGAGAUUUGCGGAAUUUGCUUGAGCCGCCACCGACACGAUGUUCUGCAAAUGCCGUUCCGCCACUUUAUGGAUCGGCUCCAAAGCACGAUGCACCAGAGAUGAUUCAGGUCGGAUUUACAACCCAGCCGAAGUCGCCAUCUGCAUCGAGUGGCAGCGGCCCUUUGGUUGUCGUAUGA
Serpula lacrymans var. lacrymans S7.9 is the source of this 429-nucleotide messenger RNA. RefSeq lists its product as uncharacterized. The record is from RefSeq and is a predicted model, not a curated record. Bases 1 to 429 code for a protein of 142 amino acids. Lineage: Eukaryota; Fungi; Basidiomycota; Agaricomycetes; Boletales; Serpulaceae. The transcript is spliced from 2 exons.